Glycine soja is the source of this 1256-nucleotide messenger RNA. RefSeq names its product epoxide hydrolase 4-like. Lineage: Eukaryota; Viridiplantae; Streptophyta; Magnoliopsida; Fabales; Fabaceae. The transcript is spliced from 5 exons. The record is from RefSeq and is a predicted model, not a curated record. Bases 131 to 1081 code for a protein of 316 amino acids.
UAGAACAAAAUAAAUUAUGCAUUAGUGAGCGACGAUUAGCUGCCGGCCACUUGUGACAGUGUAUUGAAACCUGUCUUCCAUAAAUACGGUUCCUCUCUAUAUGGCAACAGUGAUCACAUAGAGAGAGACCAUGGUGAACCUAGUGGUAGCAGAGAGGCUAUUGCUGCAUGGUCUCAUGAACAUGGCGGGUAUCAGGCCGUACACGGUGGAGAUAGAGCCUGGGACCGCCAUGAACUUUUGGAUCCCCUCGGAGACCAUAACGAAGCCAAAGAAAAAGGACAAGAAGCCCAGAAUCACCGCGAAGCCCAACAAACCUGCGGUGGUUCUGGUACACGGCUUCGCAGCCGAGGGGAUCAUGACAUGGCAGUUCCAAGUAGGCGCACUUACAAAAAAGUACGCUGUUUAUGUUCCAGAUCUUCUCUUCUUUGGAGGCUCGGCGACCGAUAAACCUAAUCGGUCGCCGAGGUUCCAAGCGGAGUGUUUGGUGGCGGGGUUGAGGAAGCUCGGGGUGGAGAAGUGCGUGGUGGUAGGGUUCAGCUAUGGGGGGAUGGUGGCGUUUAAGAUGGCUGAGAUGUACCCAGAAUUGGUUCUAGGGUUGGUCAUCUCAGGGUCCAUUUUGGCCAUGUCGGAGUCACUCAGCACCACCUUGCUGCAAGAGCUUGGGGUCUCUUCUUUCUCGGAGCUCUUGCUGCCUACUUCUGUUAAGGGUCUUAAGGCACUCUUCUCGAUCGCUGCUCACAAAAAACUCAGGUUCCCCAAUCGUUUGUUAAAAGAUUAUCUUGAGGUGAUGUUCACGAAUAGGAAGGAGCGAAGUGAGCUAUUGGAGGGCUUAGUAAUUACCAACAGAGAUGUCACAAUCCCAAAUUUUCCGCAGAGAAUACAUCUUUUAUGGGGAGAGAAUGAUCGAAUUUUCAAACUGGAGCUUGCCCAAAGUAUGAAAGAACAACUAGGGAAUGGCACAACGUUUGAAAGCAUAAAGAAAGCUGGUCACCUGGUUCACCUGGAGCGACCCUGUGUCUACAAUAGAUGCCUCAAGCAUAUUAUUGCUUCCUUCUUGGACUCAAAUGAACUCAAAAAAUGAUUAAUCUAUUACAUCUUCAACUUUAUUAUAUUUUGAUUCGUCUUUGGCCUAAGAUAUGAAGGAGAUAUCAAAGAUAUAUAUGUUGUCUCUAAUAUCCAUUAUAUUGUAGCUAGUUUUCUAGCUAAUUAACAGUUAGACUACUCUUCGUAUGAUGAUUUUACAGUUCGUUCCUUCC